CUCCACUGACAAGCACAGGAGUCACGCGCAUCAUUUGAACACGCACAAACACACGGAGUAACCAUAAAUUAACCAAUGAAUGUCAAUGUAUUUUAAAGAUAGCUCAAUGACAAACCAAACACGGAGUAUACCAUAUUUAUACAUUACAUAUAUAUAUAAAUAUUAUAUUCAUAGAGUGAUAGUCAAGGUCUCGCGCCACGCACCGUGGUGUCUUUACACAAAAAGCAUCGCUGUUCAACAAAGUUGCAAGUUCAACAAAUUCUAUCCAGUCAAUGUAAUCAAAAAUGGUGAGAGGAAAAGCUAGAAGAAAAACUGCCAGCCGGAUCCGUCCGGUCAGAACCAUUACGACCCGCAGUCAGCUGAAGAACAGCAGCAACUUCUUCCAGGGACUUCCACCGGAGGUGUUCCACAUCAUUCUGGAUCAUCUCUCUAUACUGGAGAUCAGUGUAUUCUGCUUGGCGUCCAAAAACAUGACUAGUUGUGUUGUGAACUAUAUCAGCACCCUGGCCUGGAAGAGCAAAACCAUCCUCCAAAACUUUCACAACACUGCCUUCCCUGGACAGAAAUGUGCAGGUGAACAUUUCAGACACCUUGGUUUAUUGUUCAAGAGAUGCACCAUGUUGCUGCCUACAAAGGACAGGCUGAAAUUCAUACUGAAGUUUUUACAGGUUCCGUGCUUCAUGCUGGAGGAGUGCUCUGUUCCAAACUGCAGUGGUUUGGUCCGAUACGGAGUGUUCCUGCAGACGCUAAUUGCAGGGUGGGAUGAGGUUGAGUGCCACAGAGUGUUCAUCUUUCUGUGUGAUGUCACCAACUUGCUGCAUAGAAUUCAGUCAGUCCUCACUGGGAAACCUGGGUUGAAAUGCUUUGAAGAGCUGGAGCUCCGUUUUUUCUGCCGUAAAGUUUUGCUGGACUUGUCACCAAACCAGUUAGAUUGCCAGUUUUGGCUCCUGCGUCUCCUAAAGCCUUGGCCCUUGGUCCAUCAGGCACACCUCUUGUUGAUCCUGUAUGGGCCACUGCUGUCUGAAGGCUCCAUCAGUUGGCAUGAUCUUGUGGUGCGAGGGCUACCUCAGGAUGCUCUGUGGGACCUGGCCAGGGCCAUUCUUAUGCUCUUCAACAAGCCAGAAGUGAAAGACUGGACAAUGCAGUCAACCCUAGCAGUUUUAGAGGAGAUCACUGCCAUCCCUCAGCCAUGGCAUGUGGAAAAUGUUGCCCGUCUCUUGGUGCUGUGUGGCACUAAGCUGUGUUACACGGUCUUGGCCAGCAGGGCCCUCUGUGGACGAAUCAAAGAGAUUGCCAAAGUGAUUGUCUACAUUAUUCUGGUGUGUGAAAAGGACGGCUAUGAAAUGACUUGGGCGGUGAAGCUGGUCCAGCAGAUCCACAUGGGCUUCCGCUCAGCUGUUGAAAAGUUCAUCUUCAUCCAUCAUCUGGAGAACAUGUUCUCGGAGGUCACCAGGGAGUUUUAUGAGUUUUAUGUAGCAGGCAACCAUCUUGAUGCCAGGGAUGCUUUCGGAACCUUGUGUCUCCUCCUGCACUCCAAUGCUACAUUUCAUGCAAAAUUCCUCCACAUGUUGCUUAAAUAGGAGCGAUGCAAAUCGACUUGAGGAGCACAACAAGAAAAAAGUGUCAUUUAUGUAUGAUAAAGCCAGAGAGAAAUGGAACAGCAUAGCAAAUGUUCAAUUUUAUCAAUUAAUUUAUUUUAUUACUUGGCAUGAAGCCAGCCUUUCAAUACUAUUUAAUAUGUAACACAUAUUUAAAAAGAAAGUUUGUGGACAGCUAUUUAUUUACAGCAAAUUUUUGUUGUAAUUGUAAUUGUAAUACACUGUUUUUGUGUUGUGUUGAUGUUUAUUCAGAUUGAUGUAUAGUUACAGUACUCUAUGGUUUUGUUUUACACACAAAUUUGGUCAGAACGUUCGGAAUUCCAAGUUGCAUGAUGGACUGACCUCCUAGGGGGAAAAAAACUAUGCAAUCAUUAAAUUCUGUACCAAGCUUUUAUUGUAUUCUAUCAUAAAACAUUAUUUAGUGUAUAGAAAAGUCAAAGUCAUAUGCAUGCAAAGUCAAAAUGAAUGGAAAAAAACAUGCUCACAAAUACUGAAAUGGUACACAUGUGGUAAGAUUUUUACAUACGUACAACUGUUCUUCAGUGUCAUCCAUAAUGUCAUACACGUAAGAAUGUUAUGUUAGCACACCGCAUAAAAAAACAACUCUUUUUGCGGAUGUUUUGUGAUGUAACCAUGGCUGAUGGAAUAUUACAAAAAAUACUGUAAAUUGAAUGAAGCAUGUAAAGAAAAUACCAAACUCUAAACCUAUUAGAUCAGGGGUCACCAACGUGGUGCCCGCGGGCACCAGGUAGCCCCCACGAACACAUGAGGUGCCCGCAAGCCUGCUUUUCAUUCAGGUUUUUAGUUAAUAAUGAAAGAACAGUAGAAAGAAAUGCAUUCUGAAAUAC
Dunckerocampus dactyliophorus (ringed pipefish) is the source of this 2446-nucleotide messenger RNA. RefSeq names its product F-box only protein 47-like. Lineage: Eukaryota; Metazoa; Chordata; Actinopteri; Syngnathiformes; Syngnathidae. The transcript has 11 exons. The coding region runs from base 285 to 1580 and encodes 431 amino acids. The record is from RefSeq and is a predicted model, not a curated record.